Leishmania mexicana MHOM/GT/2001/U1103 is the source of this 1293-nucleotide messenger RNA. Its product is annotated as putative endoplasmic reticulum oxidoreductin. Gene Ontology annotation, biological process: protein folding in endoplasmic reticulum. Gene Ontology annotation, molecular function: protein-disulfide reductase activity; FAD binding; thiol oxidase activity. The transcript has a single exon. The coding region runs from base 1 to 1293 and encodes 430 amino acids. Gene Ontology annotation, cellular component: endoplasmic reticulum membrane; endoplasmic reticulum. The record is from RefSeq and is a predicted model, not a curated record. NCBI's taxonomy places the organism in Eukaryota, Euglenozoa, Kinetoplastea, Trypanosomatida, Trypanosomatidae.
AUGUGCCGAAUGAAUAUCGAGGCUACUGUUAGGUGCGUUUGCAGUGUGCUUCUCGUCGUGUUCCUGGUUUUCACGCACGAAGCACCGAAAAUAACGGUUGACUCUGCUGUCACCAACAGCCCCGUGAAGCCUCGGAUCGUGCUGGACACUACAAAACUGGACUACGGGUAUUGCCACUCCUCCCCUACUGAGAUCGAUGAGGGCACUAAAUCACUUCUCGACAUCCUCAACCGUAUUACAGUAUCACCCUACUUUCGCUAUUUCAAGGUCAACAGCGCGAAGCCGUGCCCUUACUGGGCAGUAAGCCUUCUGUGCACCAGCGCCGAAAAUACCUGCGAUGUGUGCAAAUGUGACGAAAAUUCCAUCCCGGAGGCCCUACGCGCCAAUGAGGAUAUGAGCGAGCUCAACACCCCCGAUGGUAGCGUUGCGAAGACAGUGCUGCAGCCUGUGAACCUUGACGACUGGGGAGAUUGGCUGAAAGCAGACGACGGGGCAGAGUACGUGGACCUGGCAUCCAACCCCGAGGGCAACACAGGAUACUCUGGUCCUCUUGCAGCGCAGGUGUGGCGUGCCAUCUAUGCCGAAAACUGUCUGACGGACAAAUACGGAACAUGCCAGGAGUUGUCCAUCCUGCGGACGCUGUUGAGCGGGCUGCACAUGUCCAUCAACAUCCAUGUCUGCACGAGCUUUUACAAGGACCCCGACCUCUCUUCGCCUCAACACAGUGCUGGGAUUUAUAACAACCCGAAUAUUUCUUUCUUUCCAAACUGCGAGAUGUACAACAAGCGUAUCGCGCCGUUUCCUGACUUUGUGGGUAACUUGUAUAUUCUUUAUCAGUUUACCCUUCGCGCACUCGCCAAGUCAAGGCCGUUCUUCACAAAUGACGUCAGCAUCUUCAACACGGGUGCUAGAGGUGAGGCUACGCUUACCGACCUGCAGCUUCAUGACAACAUCAACGAGCUGUUCAACUCACGCCUUAUAUGCUCUCCCACCUUUGAUGAGGGGGCGUUUCUUGAGUCUGAGAAGGGCCGGUCCCUGAUCCCCCAGUUUAAAGCGAUGAUGCUGAACGUGACACACCUGAUGGACUGCGUGACGUGUGAGAAGUGUCGCAUUUGGGGAAAAUUGGAGACGAAAGGCAUUGCAGUAGCAAUGAAGGUCAUAAUGAACCCGGAGAAUGAGCGGAUCACUUUGGAUCGAUCUGAGAUGGUGACAUUGGUGAACCUUGCACGCCAGUUGGCGUUUUCGGUUCGCAAUGCGCAGCGUCUCGGCUCAGAGUGCAGCGAGGAUGAUUGA